Lutzomyia longipalpis is the source of this 3001-nucleotide messenger RNA. RefSeq names its product segment polarity protein dishevelled (gene dsh). Gene Ontology annotation, biological process: intracellular signal transduction; canonical Wnt signaling pathway. The transcript has 7 exons. Gene Ontology annotation, molecular function: frizzled binding. Gene Ontology annotation, cellular component: cytosol. The record is from RefSeq and is a predicted model, not a curated record. Bases 459 to 2117 code for a protein of 552 amino acids. Lineage: Eukaryota; Metazoa; Arthropoda; Insecta; Diptera; Psychodidae.
AAGGGUGUUUGUGGUGAUAUGUGUACAGAGAAUUUUCCUCCUGCUCACUCUCACACAACAAGCAAUUCUGUGGCGCCUCCAGACGGCUAAGCGGUAAAGUGUUAUGGAAAGAAAACAUCGAAAAAAAGGUCAAAGGUAGGCCGUGAAAUAUUUUCUCUGUGAAAGUGCAACUUCCUGUCUUUCUCGCGAUCUUCCCCCAUUGUGCACAUAGCCAUACAUACUACUCGUUUACUUGUUAAUCAAAACACUCCCGCGAUACUCCAUUUAAAACAAGUGCGGGUGCUUUGAGUGCCAAAGACAAAAUCCUUUCGGGUGUGUCGUGAGAGCGUGGCGUGAGUGACAGAGACGUGAAUACGGCCCGUGAGGGCCGCCUACUAUGCCAGAAAAUUUUUAACUCCAUUUUUUUAGAAUAAAAAUUUUUUUGUUCUAACGUACGAGGCCCCAAUUGGGCCGUAAUAAUGGAGGAAACAAAAGUUAUUUAUCACAUCGACGAUGAGACGACACCAUACCUGGUGAAAAUACCCUUACCCUCGGCCCAGGUGACCCUCAAGGACUUUAAGAUGGUACUCAAUAAGCAAAACAGCAACUUCAAGUACUUCUUCAAGUCCAUGGAUGCAGACUUUGGGGUCGUCAAGGAAGAGAUUGUUGAUGAUGCCACCAUUUUGCCAUGUUUCAAUGGACGUGUCGUCUCUUGGCUCGUCACAGCGGAUGGUUCAAAUAUAUCCGACAAUUGCUCAGAGGUGCCCCAUAGUGAGAUUGAUGGUCGUAGAGAUGGACCAGCUACAUCACAACUGCCAACUAGCAGAAAACUAACUCAUCCAUCGGGACACAUGGGUCACAACCCCCUAACUUAUCAGAGCGCUUCGGUACUCUCAAGUGACCUCGAUAGUACAUCGUUGUUUGAAACUGAGUCUGAGGUUACGCUGGAUCGCGAUAUGACUGAAUGUAGCAGCAUCCAGAGACUACAGGUACGAAAGAAACCACAACGACGAAAGAAGAGACCCCCAUCUAUGAGCCGUACUAGCAGCUACAGCAGCAUAACAGAUUCAACGAUGUCCCUGAAUAUAAUUACAGUUUCCAUAAAUAUGGACACUGUCAACUUCCUUGGCAUCUCAAUUGUAGGGCAGUCAAAUCGUGGUGGUGAUGGGGGCAUUUACGUUGGGAGCAUUAUGAAGGGUGGUGCUGUAGCACUCGAUGGGCGUAUUGAACCCGGAGAUAUGAUUCUUCAGGUCAAUGACGUAAACUUCGAGAACAUGACCAAUGAUGAAGCAGUGCGAGUGUUGCGCGAAGUAGUGCAAAAACCCGGCCCAAUAAAGUUAGUAGUGGCCAAAUGCUGGGAUCCAAAUCCAAAAGGCUACUUCACUAUACCACGCACAGAACCUGUGCGUCCCAUCGAUCCAGGAGCUUGGGUGGCACACACUCAGGCCCUUCGAUCGCAUGAGCCCGUCUUGCCACCUGAUGCUGCCCUAUCUGGCCCUCCCGAUACCCCACGUGAUCACCUCUCAACUAAAUCCCACCUCCGGGAUAUUGUACGUGUAAUGGCACGUCCAGAUAGUGGACUAGAGAUUCGUGAUCGUAUGUGGCUCAAGAUAACAAUCCCCAAUGCUUUUAUUGGUGCCGAUGUGGUACAUUGGAUUAUGGAAAAUGUUGAUGGGGUGGAGGAUAGGCGUGAGGCCAGACGCAUUGUAUCAGCCAUGCUGAGGGCAGGUUACAUCAAGCACACAGUGAAUAAAGCCACCUUCUCUGAGCAGUGCUACUACGUACUUGGCACAGGCAUUGCAGAUAACGCUAGCACCAUCAGCGUGGGAGACACAGAUAGUCUCACAAGUGAUAUUGCACCUCUACCAAAUCCACCCAUGUACAUGCCAUAUUCGGCUGUCUACAAUCCCAGUCACGGGUAUCAGCCUAUUCAGUAUGGGUGUGCCGAUAGACCGAUGUCAUCAGGCUCUAGUAGCUCAGACGUGCUAACUAGUAAAGACAUUUCGGCCUCUCAGAGCGACAUAGCGUCCAUUAUUCACCAAACGAACAAUAUGACCAUCACAAAUGGCUCCAACAAGUCUUCAGGCUCCUCCAAUCGCGGUGCAAUCGAUCACGAACUUCACGGUAUGUUUGUUUAGAUGGGGAACAUAACAAGCAUUAUGUAGAUUUUUGUGCAAAAAAAAAACUAAGUCAGAACAUUAAUAGAUUAGAUUGGGGAGGCCAGACUUGCAAAAACAAAAUGAGUCUUCAUAGCAUUUAAAAUUAAUGAUUUAUGUAUUAGUAAUAUACGAAAGAAUGGACGUAUAGUAAUUUAGUUUUUGUAUUCUCUAUCUUACUUUUAUGAUUUUAUUUUUUAUGAAAAAGAAAAUGUUCAAACUAGAGAAAAAUAUCUUUUAUAUAGGAUCUUCCCUUUAUUUUUUUUCCUAUUACUUUAAUCGUUAAGUUUAGAGUUUUAGGAGAUUUUUUUUUGUAAUAUUUUGUGUAUUCAAUGUUACAUCAUUUAUUGAUAGAAUUUAAAAACACUUCAUUUUGCCAUACAUUAAAAAAAAACAUUUUAUAUAUUUUUUUGUCCAAUCAAAUAUUGAAUGACCAAUGCAUGUAUUUAGUGUCACAUUUUAUCUCUUUAUAUUGAGUUUGCUCAUUAUCACCUCUCCCCCCCUCCCCGAUUUCACUCCAUAAUGGCUUUUUUGUGCGCUUAAAAAUGAAAAAAAAGAGCACCCACUAUGAGAGUUAUUUCUUAUAUUCGGUCCUAGGAUUGUAGAAAAGCGGCGCUGGCGCUAAAAAUAGUGACAUUUGGUGACAAUUGUGUUGGACAUCUCUUGUGCAAUUUCCUAUGACGUGUCCCAUUUGUCCAUGGAAAUCUUCCCAGACAUGCGACAUUGCAUUUAUGAUUAAAAAUAAAUAAAUAAAGUAUCAACGGAGCAAGAUCCUUGGCAACUUUUUUUUAAUUAAAAAAAAAAGAUUAUAUUAUGAAAAUGAUUUUUUAAGAAAAGAAAAUAAAUAAAAAAAAAUACCAGCUAAA